Molecule: messenger RNA, 489 nt
Organism: Parascedosporium putredinis
Lineage: Eukaryota; Fungi; Ascomycota; Sordariomycetes; Microascales; Microascaceae
Source: the annotation of a GenBank genome assembly
AUGUAUAUCGAGCCCCACCUAAUAGAACCGAGGAAGCUCAAGAGCCGCGAAAUCACCGGCCUCGUCAUCGGCGUCGUCGCAGCCGUCUUCAUUAUCGCCGCCCUCUCCAUAUGUCUCUGCUUUAGGAGACCUAGAGCCCGCCGAGAGGAGGAUUACGUUGGCGAUACCGACUCCGAAAUCGUUCGUCGAAACCCAUCUCCCGGCAACAGUAGCAUCUUUGGCAUGAAAAAGAUGGGGAAGAAGGACCAGACGCUUUACAACGCCCGCCAUCCGGGCAAGGGCGUCGUGUACAGCGGGUUCCAGGGCGAUGACGCAGUUAACGGGGUGUCGAGCAGCCACCCGCCGCGUAUAGGGCGUAGGGCUCCGAUGGUCAAGGAUAACAGGGAUGCCUUUUUUUUCCUUCUAAUAUUUUCUCCUUCUUCUUCUCAUCCCUCGUAUUCUCCAUCCCGAACUGCGGGUAGCGACGGGACGAAAGCGAAGGGUUACUAA